Messenger RNA from Seriola dumerili (greater amberjack), 987 nucleotides. RefSeq lists its product as uncharacterized. Bases 67 to 987 code for a protein of 306 amino acids. Lineage: Eukaryota; Metazoa; Chordata; Actinopteri; Carangiformes; Carangidae. The record is from RefSeq and is a predicted model, not a curated record. The transcript is spliced from 6 exons.
AAGCAGGAAACAAGUGCAGAGAUUAGCCCCAGUGAGCAGCUGAAGACUUCACACCAAGGAGACAAAAUGUCUGGUGCAAGAAAGGAACUACAGGAGGCUUUGUGCCACUACGUCACAGACACCCUCGUCUCCAUGGCCUCAGUGAGAGGAUUCUGUGAGACGGUCUCUAAAUGGGUGCUUGCGAGGGAGGAGGAAUCCAAGAUGAUCAAGGACAUCAAAGACAGGUUUGACAAAACUGACCUGAGCCUCAGCCAUGUUGCCAAGUCACAGGAGAAAGGUAAGGCCUUUCUGGAAUAUAUGGACAGCAUGGUGAAAGGAAAACAAACCUGUGAGGAGCUGGAGAAGGAGCUGGCAGCUGUGCUGGAGGACACUCUGGGAGGCCUGGAGAAGCUCGACUGCUUCCUGGAUGCAGUGGAGAAGCUGGCGGUCACCUCACUUCACGUGUUCAUGGAAAACCAGGUGUUAGUUCUACCUGGAAUGAUCACCCUUGAAAACAUUCAGGCUGUCAUCGCUGCUGCACGACUAAUCUGCCCCCUCCUCCUCGAGUUUAAAAGAGAUGCACGAGUCUUCUUUACUCCCAGACUCCAGAAUGCAGAAGUGCUGUCGUAUCAGUUGGACAGAUACAUACAGACCAUCCAGAUAAUCUGCGAGCAGUUUGAGAAAAGCUCCCUCUGGGACUUUUGCCUGAAGAAGACUAAAAUUAGAAGCAUAGUCGUGCAGAUGAUGUGGCUCAGGGAGUGGCAAGGUUCCUCAGAGUGGGUGAGCUCAUACCCGGGUCAGGCCCACAUCCUGAACCCUGUCACCUCCGGAUCUACCAGUCAAAUGACUCAGAUAGACAUGAUACCAUACAGCCAGUCCCAGGGAAUGAUGAGGGGGGACGGUGAGGACAGAGUGGCCGAGCAGAUGAUGGGAUUGCCGUACCUUAUAGAGGAAAUCGCCGUGUGGGGUAAUCUGUGGUCCCAGGACUGCAACAUCUCCACAGAGUGA